CAUACAAACUCGUAUUUUAUAUCCUCGACGCGAAAAAAACAGUAUACGUGAAUAUUCGUAAAGCACACAGUUAGCAGUCAGCUAGCUAGUUAGCUAAUAGCUAAUGCUAGCUAUUUCCAGUCACUGCUGUAACGGUCUCUUAGCAUCGCUGUGAUAUCUGAUAGCAGUAGCCGGAUUGUUCAACACCAGCAUACGCUGUCAUCGAUAUUACGAGCUCGAUUCGUGUAAAAGUAAACUGGCUGUUGAUGGUGAAUAAGACACUUGAAGAGGGAACGACAAGGAUGUCUGAAGAUCUCUUUUCAUCUAUUGGAUCAUCAGUUGUAUCAGCUAACUUCAAGAAAAGGAAAUCACGCUUUACGUUUUCUGAGGUUCAGCUUCUGCUGACCGAGGUGAAGAGAAAUCGCCACAUACUGUUGGGUAAAUUCAAUCAGAGAGUCUCCAGUGAUGUUAAGAAGCGAACAUGGGCCGCUCUUGCAGCUCGUAUCAACGAGAUCAGUGAGUGUCACAGAGAGGUCAUUGAGAUUGUGAAGAAGUGGUCUGAUCUCAAGUGUGACACCAAACGCAAGGUGGCAGCCAUGAGAGCCUCCGGGGUAUCUGCUGCUCGGAUUACCGACGACCUUUCUCCUGUAGAGAGAAUAGUGGUCCAGAUUCUCCAAUCUGGACCAGGGGAGAAGUUCCCGCUAUCAGACAGUGUUGCAGAUGAGGAUGAGGACAGCCAAGGUGUCUCGGUGAUACCACUGCCCGUUCCAGGUACGGCAAAUGGCAGGCUGUCCGUCAAGCCACAGGGUAUGCCACACAACUCUGGGAUGAUCAGUGAAGGAGUUACAGAUCUGAAACUGGAUAUGCCUUGCAAUUGUUUGCAUCAUGUGAUAAGAUGUGUCUUGUUCUUGAUCGGUCUAGAUGAUUCUGCAGUGCCUAUUGCCGACUUUGAACCAUCAGACACAAAAGGCCACGGCCUAGGAGUCAGUAAAGCAGAAUAUCAGUCUGAUUCAAACAAGAUACUUCCUGAACCACCCAGCCCUAAAAGAAACAUGAUCAAAAUUGAAACACAGACAAAGGCAUCAAGCAAUAGUACAGAUCAAACAGAAAGUGCUUCCCGUGCGUCUGUGAACUGUCUUGCAUCACAUGGCCUUGGCAGUCUACGGGAGCAUCUCGCCAAGAACGCCUCCCUCAGCUUAGAAGAGCAACAAGCCACAACUGUGCUGAUAGGAACAUUGUCACGUUCACUGGAGUCGGUGGCCGAGUCGGUGCAGCGGUUAGUGCAGACACAGCAGGAGUAUGCACGGGACACACUGCGUCUGCAGAGAGAUACACUGCAUGUGCUACGUGACUUUACCUCCAGUGCACUGACACUGAUGCAGGACAAAUCUAAAGGCCAUCCAUAGCACCUGCAGCUCACCUAAACGUAGUCUACACUAGUGAUGGGCAUUUUGAAUAGAUGUGUUGUCAAGUACUCAGCCCAUAAAAUGUUAUUUUAUCUUUAACAUUUUUUCAACACUUUUCAUUUAGUGUGAAGGUAUUUGUUUCACUAAAUAUCAUGCAUUUCUAUAAUAAACCUUCUUUCUAUUCCCAAAAACCACAGCUAACUGACACAAUUCUAACACAUGGGCAACAAUUGAGUCGGAAUUGUAUACUAUGCCAUGUUUUGGUGUAGCACCAUACUAUGCUGUAUAUUGCAAAAAAAAUUGCAAAUAUAAUUGCAUUCUGUUUAGUGAUUAAUAUCAAAAUGCAACUUAUUUGGUGUUAUUUAUUUACCCACAGUAAUGUUUUCUUGUCACUGAUAUUUUACUUGUUUUAUAUAGCCUGAGGUUUAUGUAAAACUGGGCAAUAUCUGGGUUGCAAGGAGCAUCUUCAGGACCAAAAUUUAGUAAAACACUUGAAUUUUCCAGAGAUUAUUAAACCACCAUAAUGUGGCAGAUGGUUAGUAUGCUAAAUGUAACCAACUUUGACACAAUAACAAAAAAUGUGAAUAAAAAUGUCAAUCAUAUAA
This is a messenger RNA of Tachysurus fulvidraco (yellow catfish), 1990 nucleotides long. RefSeq lists its product as uncharacterized. The record is from RefSeq and is a predicted model, not a curated record. Gene Ontology annotation, cellular component: nucleus. The transcript is spliced from 5 exons. Bases 246 to 1385 code for a protein of 379 amino acids. Lineage: Eukaryota; Metazoa; Chordata; Actinopteri; Siluriformes; Bagridae.